CCGACGUUCACAAUGGCAGCUACGUCGCCUUAUGAAGCAUUUCGUCAAAAUCACGGCAGCGCUGUUCAUCCCGAGUUUCCUAACCCAUCCACGCUAUAUCCUACAAUAAGUGAUACUGAUGGAUCAACCCUUUAUGAACAGCAAUUCUACCGCCUUCGCACUGCCGUCAUCGAACGUAAUGAUACAGUGGCCCUAGAAAAAUAUUUGGAAAGCGCACCUUGGGCUGUCAAGAGAGGUCAUGCCUUGGGGAUGUAUUAUGACCCGUUUAUUGUGGCAGCUAGACAUGGAAGUCUCGAUGCGCUCAAAAUGCUCUUGGACCACUACUCCACCCUCAUCAAGCCCACUGGGAAAACUGACCUUGAUGGUCGCUGUUGUCGAGUGUUGAACACGGCAGCUCAUUGUGGCCGUCUUGAGGUAGUGAAGCUUCUACUCGAUGACCCUCUUCUUCAGGCUGAUAUCCACUUUAACUGUCAAGGAUUCACUCCGAUUAUGAUAGCUGCCGACGCUUCGUAUUGGAAAGAUCAUCUUGAGGAAAAAGAGGCAGUCAUCAACUUCUUGCUUGAUCGAGGUGCCCGCGCUUCCGAUGCAGAAUACAUAUGGGACUACUCUCUUGACCCCAUUACUGGCGAGUCUAAAAAGAAGCAGGUGCCAAUCUUUAUGGCUUUGAACUCGGCCGCAGAGUGGGCAGGGGCGGAUUUGAUCCGGCGGCUCAUUGAGAGUGGCGCUGAUCCCCACGUCAAGCUGAUAGAGGAUACAGAGUUCGCAGUUCGCACGGAUAUAACAAUUAUCUCCACCGCAAGUCGAUGUGCGAAUGUUGAUGCUCUCAAAAUCCUGCUUGAUUGCGCAAGCAAAGCAGGUGAUGUGGCAGACGCAGUAUCUUAUCGCGAUAGUUGGGGAAGCAUGCCCCUUCACUGGGCUUGUCAAGUCUCAAUUGAAGAAAAUCCCCGUGAGGUGUCUGCAAUAGUUAUGGAGGAGAAAGUGCAACGAAUCAUCACAAUUCUUGACCUGCUGCUGGACUGCAACCCAGAAACAAUCAACGCACAAGACAAUGCUGGGAAUACACCAUUACACUAUGCAGCCAAGAACUACAGCAAUUAUGGACAAGAGUAUACGGCCAUCUUUCAGUACCUUUGUGACAGAGGUGCUGAUUCCAGCCUUGUUAACAACAAGAGCGAAACCGCAUUACAUUGCUUAUGUUGCUAUGAUGGGGGACUACCGAUCGAUACAGCCGCCAUCGGAAUUUUACUCGACCAUGGAGCAAAGGUUACAGAUACAGACGAUAACGGAAAUACGACACUGUACUUGGCAGUCAAGAACCUAGAGAAUCUUGAUGCCAUCGCGUUUCUGCUUGAUCAUGGCGCAGGGGUAGUUGCAAAGAACCUGAAAGGAAACACACCUCUCCAUGAAGCAGCAACUGGGGUGUUUUGGCCUGGAAUAGUAGAAGGAAGGCUUAACGCCAUGGUUGAUAUACUUCGAAGGCUCCAAGGGGAUGGGGGACAUUUGAUGGAUGAAUUGAAUGCGGAGGGCAAGUCUCCUCGGCAGAUUCAGGAUGAAGUAAGGAAGGACUUCAGAGAGAAAAUGUAUGAUAUUGAAAGCGAAAGGAACUUCGUAGAAGAGCUUCCAAAAGAUACGGAAUCUGGUAUUUGGCCAGAGACGGUUAUCGCAUUCUCGCUGGACGGGUCAGUCCUAGCGACAGCAUCGUUAUACAAUUCGGUUUGGCUCUGGAACACGUCGACAGGCGCUCAAUUAAGAAAGAUCAUAUGCGAGGAAGGGCUAGUCAGAGGUAUUAGCGUCUUACCCGAUGAGCUUGUCGUUUCAAUCUCGAAUCCCCCUCGCUUCCUCAACGUUUGGAACGACACGAAACUUCGAAUCCGCCGAUACCGGACCACCAGUACCGCUGGAGAAUUUUCACCAGGGCGCGUGACAUGUGACAUUGGACUCAGCUAUGAUGAAAACUCAGUUCAACAAGGUUCUGUUGGAGAUCUUGAAAAGCAAUAG
This is a messenger RNA of Fusarium redolens, 1998 nucleotides long. Its product is annotated as ankyrin repeat-containing domain protein. The record is from RefSeq and is a predicted model, not a curated record. Gene Ontology annotation, molecular function: protein binding. The transcript has 3 exons. Lineage: Eukaryota; Fungi; Ascomycota; Sordariomycetes; Hypocreales; Nectriaceae. Bases 13 to 1998 code for a protein of 661 amino acids.